Carica papaya (papaya) is the source of this 1122-nucleotide messenger RNA. RefSeq names its product reticulon-like protein B3. NCBI's taxonomy places the organism in Eukaryota, Viridiplantae, Streptophyta, Magnoliopsida, Brassicales, Caricaceae. Gene Ontology annotation, biological process: response to bacterium. The record is from RefSeq and is a predicted model, not a curated record.
ACCUUCUUCCAUUAAAAUCCUCGCGCUGAAAAAACCCAAACGCCUUUCUUUUGUUCAUCAAAGCAGAAACCCCUCUCUUACUUCUCGGCGGAGAUCCAUGGCGGAACAUGCUGGCGAACACGAAUCAGCCGCUGAAUCGUUGAUGGAGAAGAUCUCCGAGAAGAUCCGUGGACAUGAUUCGUCUUCAUCAUCCUCCGAUUCUGAUGACGACAAGCCAUCUCCGAUUGAAGCGGUUAAGUCCAAGAUCUUUAGGCUCUUCGGUCGAGAAAAGCCCGUCCACAAGGUCAUGGGUGGCGGCAAAGUUGCUGAUAUUAUACUAUGGAGAAACAAGAAAAUCUCUGCUGGCGUGCUUGGUGGUGCUACCGCAUUGUGGGUUCUCUUCGAAUUGCUUGAAUACCAUUUGAUUACUCUGGUGUGCCAUAUUUUGAUACUUUCUCUGGCUAUGUUCUUCUUGUGGUCCAAUGCAUCAACUUUCAUCAACAAGUCCCGACCCCACAUUCCAGAUGUUUCAAUCCCUGAAGAUUAUUUUCUUCAAGUUGCUUCUGCGCUAAGAAUUGAGAUCAACAGGGCCAUGACUCUCCUGCAUGAUAUUGCAUCUGGGAGAGAUUUGAAGAAAUUUCUCACUGUAAUUGCUGGUCUAUGGGUUCUGUCAAUUGUCAGCAGCUGGUGUAACUUCCUGACCUUGUUCUACGUAGUAUUCAUCUUGCUGCACACAGUGCCAGUGGUUUACGAGAAAUACGAUGACAAGAUCGAUUCAUUUGCUGAGAAGGCGAUGGUUGAGAUAAAAAGGCAAUAUGCAGUUUUUGAUGCGAAGGUUUUGAGUAAAAUCCCGAGGGGACCAUUGAAAGAGAAGAAGAAGGAUUAGGCACCAUGGAUGGUCAUAUCGAACUUGGUAUGACAGAGGGGUUAGCCUUGCUUUAUGUGGUGAUUGCCAAAAACUUUCUAUGCAUUAGAAAUCCCUGUUUCUAUUACUGUGUUGGAGAAAAAAUGUUUUUGGGUACAAUUAGAUGGGUUUCUAAACUUCAGAUUUUAACUUUAAUAUAAAUAGAUGUGCUCUCCAUAUGAUAAAGCAUCACCAAUUAAGAAAUGAAUGAUAUUAUUUAACUAUCAUUAGUUUCUUCC